GUUGCACAGUGAUCACCACCCACCGACAAUUCUACGCUCAACCCGACCACAUCCACCCGAUUUCUACGAUGCACUUGAUGUACACUCUCGAUGAGGCGGGCAGCCGUGUCUACACCCUCAAGAAGGUUGUCGACGGCAAGGUCACCAAGUCUGCCCACCCUGCCCGCUUCUCUCCCGAUGACAAGUGGUCGCGCCAGCGCGUGACGCUCAAGCGUCGCUUCAACCUUCUGCUUACGCAGCAGAAGGCCGAGUAAAUAUGUCAAUCGCACAAGAAGCAAUCGAAAAACCAUACAUCCGGCCACUCGAUCCCAGCUCCUUCACGGCACCAUGCGCCCGCUGAGAACGACUCAUCCACAACAAAUGGAACAUGAGACAUGGUCUGGCACGGAGGGAGGGUCAACGAAGCCCUCGACAAUUGUUCAAGGCUCGUGAAUACAAGCCCAGGUAUACAAAAAUCGGCGUUGGGGAAAGGCUUGCAUUCAGGGGAUCAUCGGAGUCUUUUUAACUAGGUCCGUGUUACGAUAGAUUGCUCUGCAAUUCCUACAAUCAGAGCGACACUUCCAAAAUCCAAC
Colletotrichum scovillei is the source of this 572-nucleotide messenger RNA. RefSeq names its product H/ACA ribonucleoprotein complex subunit 3. Gene Ontology annotation, biological process: snRNA pseudouridine synthesis; ribosome biogenesis; positive regulation of telomerase RNA localization to Cajal body. Gene Ontology annotation, cellular component: box H/ACA telomerase RNP complex; box H/ACA snoRNP complex. The record is from RefSeq and is a predicted model, not a curated record. Bases 69 to 254 code for a protein of 61 amino acids. Gene Ontology annotation, molecular function: telomerase RNA binding; box H/ACA snoRNA binding. NCBI's taxonomy places the organism in Eukaryota, Fungi, Ascomycota, Sordariomycetes, Glomerellales, Glomerellaceae. The transcript is spliced from 2 exons.